UGAAUUAUUUUUAAAGAUGGGCAAGGUUUGCGCCAUUUUUGGAGGAUCCCGAGGAAUAGGAAAAGCUGUUGCAGAAUUACUGGCACAGAAAGGCUGCCGCCUCGCGAUUAUUGCUAGAAAUCUGGAAGUAGCCCAAACCACUGCACGGAAUCUUGGUGCAGGACAUCUGGCACUUAGCUGCGAUGUAUCCAGUGAACAAGAAGUCCAAAAAACUUUUGAGGAGAUGCAGAGGAAUUUAGGUCCUAUUAACUACUUGGUUAAUGCAGCUGGGAUCAACAGGGAUGGUUUGUUACUGAGAACCAAGACUGAAGAUAUGAUAGCCCAGAUUCACACUAACCUUUUGGGAACAAUGUUGACAUGCAAAGCUGCUGUAAAAAGCAUGAUUCAACAACAGGGGGGUGCUAUUGUCAAUAUAGGAAGUAUUGUAGGACUUAAAGGCAACUCUGGUCAAAGUGUAUACAGUGCUACCAAAGCAGGAUUAGUUGGAUUUUCACGCUCCCUUGCUAAAGAAGUGGCAAAAAAGCAAAUUCGAGUCAACGUGGUUGCUCCAGGCUUUAUUCACACGGAUAUGACUGCUCAUUUGGAGGAAGAUCAGUUGAAGAAAGCCAUUCUCCUUGGAAGAUUUGGAGAGCCUUGUGAAGUUGCACAAGCUGUUGUCUUUCUUCUAGAGUCCCCUUAUGUUACAGGGAGUACUCUAAUUGUAGAUGGAGGCUUGCAGCUUCUCACUUAAAUACUACCUUGAAUAAGUACCUACUUAGAUAUCAUGAUGGUAAUAUAUAAAUAUAUAAAAAUUAAAAGGGGGGAGGGUGGAGAUUAGUUGAAGAUUGAUGUAUCUAAUUGACUUAAUACUAUUUAGUGAGAGGACAAAUUGAGCAGUGGUAAAGUCCAGCGGGUACGUUUAGCUACCUGAAAGAGUCCAUUUGCUAUUAUGAAGACUGUGUAUGUAACAAUUUGAAAAAGAUCUGAUUUUACUAUAGUUUUAAAUAACAUGCUGAUACAUUUUUAAAGCACUAUAUUUUUAUAAAAUCAUGUUUUCCAAUUUGGGAUAGAAUGGAGACUUUAUUCUGAUUAUCAUGUUACACAAAGGUUAAUAAAGUGUGCAGGCCUGUGUAUCAGUUGGCAGGUAUGAUUGCAGCAAGUCUUUCAUGUGGGGCAAAGAUUGAGAACUGCGUAAUUUUUUAUUCUUAUCAGUUAGUCCCUACAAAGUGCCAAGGAGUUCUCUUUGGUUUUUGUUUGUUUGUAGCCUACACUACAAAGCUAGGGGCUUCUAGAUCUCCAGCAUACCUGAAUUGCCUUUAGGACAUUUAAUUACCUGCAACGUGUUUUUUAUAAAGACAAAACCUGCUCAGUUCCAUUCUUGAAUGCAUGUACAGCACUCAUUUAAUCUAGUAGCACUUGUGUGUAUACAUUGAAGGGCUGUUGAUUGGUUGUUGGAGUUAUUGAUUCUAUAAUACUCUGAGUUGGAGCUGCACAUACACCGGUGAACAGUACAGUUGUGGACCUUGCCGCAUAAAAGCCUUUUCACUGACUCAGUAGAUGUUUAGAAAAUAUGCAUCACUUCCAGAGUGUGAAGUCAAGGUGUUUUGCUCUAUAUCUUCUUGAAUGCUCAGUUCAGCUGUUAUGAGGAUGCUCUUUAAUAUGUAUGUAUAGUCAAUAAAAUAGCCAUUUAUUUUAUUCAAAGCA
Molecule: messenger RNA, 1683 nt
Organism: Calidris pugnax (ruff)
Lineage: Eukaryota; Metazoa; Chordata; Aves; Charadriiformes; Scolopacidae
Gene: CBR4
Product: carbonyl reductase 4
Exons: 5
Coding region: 17-730 (237 amino acids)
Biological process (GO): fatty acid biosynthetic process
Molecular function (GO): oxidoreductase activity, acting on the CH-OH group of donors, NAD or NADP as acceptor; quinone binding
Source: RefSeq, a predicted model, not a curated record